Messenger RNA from Corylus avellana, 1828 nucleotides. RefSeq lists its product as uncharacterized. NCBI's taxonomy places the organism in Eukaryota, Viridiplantae, Streptophyta, Magnoliopsida, Fagales, Betulaceae. Gene Ontology annotation, molecular function: S-adenosylmethionine-dependent methyltransferase activity. The record is from RefSeq and is a predicted model, not a curated record.
AAUUCCGAGUUCCGACAAGGCUCUACUCUCCACUGCAGAGCCGCGAAAGGUAAAACAAAACAAGUCGAACGAGAAUCUGAGUGAGAAAUGUCUACGCCGCGAGUAGGGGAGGAGGAGGAUGAGGAGCGACGUCGUCAAAGGAAGCUUGAAGAAGCCCUGGAGGUCAAAUCCCUUAGGCGCAUCGUUAGCGCCUACCUCAACUACCCAGAUGCUUCAGAAGAAGAUGUCAAAAGAUAUGAAAGAUCUUAUAAAAAGCUUCCACCCACCCAUAAGGCUUUACUGUCGCAUUACCCUUUAAAGUUUCAAAGACUAAGAUGGUGUAUUUCUAGAAAUGCAUAUUUCAUAUUUAACAUGCUUCAGGCAUUUGAACCCCCACUUGAUAUGAGCCAAGAUGCGGAUAUUUUUGAAGACUCGCAUCUUGAAAAUCCCCCGAAUGACCAUUUCUUCUUGGGAGAGAGGAAUGCUUGUUCUUGUCAAUCGACAAGUGGAAGCUUGUGUUUCACCAAAAAUGAUCAAGCCUGUUGUGGGGAAGGGAGCAAUGUGAUCUGCAAGUCACCGAACGGGGCAAAUAUCAAUGAGGAGAUGGAAAUUGAAGGUCAUCAUGAGUCUAUCACUAGGAGGUAUCCUCCAGGCUUGCAUCCUCCAGGCUUCAAUUAUAAUGAAGAGAUAAAUAAAUGUGGUGGAAAUGAGGUCACUGAUUCCAAUGGAAAAGGAAAUGUGUCCUCAUCGUUUCAAGAGUGGUUGGACCCCUCGUUUCAGUUGAAUGUUCCUUUGGUCGAUGUUGAUAAGGUUCGUUGUAUAAUAAGGAAUAUAGUUAGAGACUGGGCAGCAGAGGGAAAGAAAGAACGUGAUCAGUGCUACAAGCCUAUUCUUGAAGAGCUCGAUGCCCUCUUCCCUAAUCGUGAAAAGGACAGCCCUCCUUCCUGUUUGGUUCCUGGUGCUGGACUUGGCCGGCUGGCUUUGGAGAUUUCAUGCCUCGGUUUUAUAUGCCAGGGAAAUGAGUUCUCAUACUACAUGAUGAUAUGCUCAAGUUUUAUUCUUAAUCAAACACAAACUGCUGGAGAGUGGACGAUAUAUCCGUGGAUUCACAGUAAUUGCAAUUCACUUUCAGAUGGUGACCAACUUCGUCCUGUUUCAAUACCAGAUAUUCAUCCGGCUAGUGCAGGAAUUACUGAAGGCUUUUCCAUGUGUGGCGGCGACUUUGUUGAAGUUUAUAGCGAUCCGAGUCAAGUAGGGGUUUGGGAUGUGGUUGUAACCUGUUUCUUUAUUGACACGGCUCACAACAUCAUUGAAUACAUUGAAAUCAUAUCGAAAAUAUUGAAAGAUGGUGGAGUUUGGAUAAAUAUGGGGCCCCUACUCUAUCACUUUGCGGAUAUGUAUGGGCAGGAUGAAAUGUCCGUUGAACUAAGUUUGGAAGAUUUGAAAAAGGUAGCAUUGCAGUAUGGAUUUCAGUUUGAGAAGGAAAACACCAUUGAGACAACCUACACUACAAAUCCGAGAUCAAUGAUGCAAAACCGAUAUUUUGCUGCUUUCUGGACGAUGAGAAAGAAAUCGGCAACAAGAGAGGAGCAUACCACUUCGUAAUUACUUGCUGGGGUUUGCAUGGCUUCAAAUUCUCUCGUGGAUCAUUGUAGCGAUUUACUACUUUCUUUUCAAAUUAUGUUAUACUUAUAUAAGUGGGGAAGGGUGUUGACAUAUAACAUAUAUCAAAGUCUGGUUUUUUUUUUUUUUUUUCAUAAUUACAUGUUUUAAACAGUUUAUUUAUUUAUGCAUCAGUCAAUUUGACAUAUUCAAAACCUUUUUGUUAAUGCAGAGUAAAAUUAAACUU